GUUCUCAGCGGUAAGAUUUAGCCCCCAAAAACCUAAAAUUUAUUUUCAGAGGUUUAAGCCGAUAAAAUGCACUUGCAAUCACAGAGCUUCUGAAGGAAGUCGCCGCCAUUGUUAAAUCUGAAAGGAUCAAGAUUUUCUGGCAAUGUUUAAGAUGAAGAAGCAGCAGCGUCAGAAAAACAACAUUUCCAGAGGAGGAGGAAGAGGAGGAGGAAGAGGAAGAGGAGGAGGAGGAGGAGGAAGAGGAAGAGGAGGAGGAGGAGGAAGUAACGGAAAGAGAAAAACUCCUGCAAUUGACAAUGAUCCGUUUUUCAAUGAUAAAAACCCCAAACGACAGAGAGGAAAGGGCGAGGAGAUUCUCAGCAGCGAAGAAGACGACGACGAUUUCGUUGACAGAAAUGGGGAAGAAGAAGACGUCGCCUUGGAAGACACAGAGACUGCCGAUGAUAAGCGACUUAAGUUGGCCAAAGCUUAUCUGGACAAAAUUAGGGAAAUAACAAAAGCCCAGGAGGAAGAAAACGAAGAAGAUGAAGAUGAAGAAGGGCGGAGGGGUAAAAGGGAUUCGCUUGUUGCCGAGAUUCUCCAGCAAGAGCAGCUCGAAGAGAGCGGCCGGGUGCAGCGCCUUUUUGCUUCGAGGGUUGUGAAGCCCUCCAAGCAGGUAGAAUGGCGAGUUGUUAAAAGACACAAGCAGUCUGUAACAACUGUAGUUCUAAGAGAAGAUGAUUCAAAGGGUUUCUCAGCAUCAAAAGAUGGUACUAUUUUUCAUUGGGAUGUUGAAACAGGUGCAAGUGAGAAAUAUGACUGGCCCAACAGGGAAGCCUUUACAAAAAACUCAAAUAAGAAACAGGGUAGCAAACAUAUUCUAUCAAUGGCUAUCAGUUCUGAUGGCCGGUAUUUGGCUACUGGAGGAUUAGAUCGUUAUGUUCAUCUAUGGGAUACCCGGACACGAGAACAUAUUCAGGCCUUUCCAGGUCAUAGAGGAGCUGUGUCUUGUUUAGCUUUUCGGCAAGGUACACAACAACUUAUAUCCGGAUCAUUUGAUCGCACAAUCAAAUUAUGGAGUGCAGAGGACAGAUCCUACAUGGAUACUCUCUACGGUCAUCAAAGUGAAAUCCUAACAGUAGAUUGCUUGCGAAAAGAACGAGUUCUUUCUGUUGGACGUGAUCACACAUUGCGUUUAUGGAAGAUUCCUGAGGAGACACAGUUAGUGUUUAGAGGACAUGCAGCUUCUUUAGAAUGUUGUUGUUUUGUCAACAAUGAAGAGUUCAUAUCAGGUUCUGAUGAUGGAAGCAUAGAACUUUGGAGCAUGAUGCGGAAAAAACCAGUUUUUAUUGCAAAAGGUGCACAUGGGAACACAGGCAUUCAACAUCUCUCUGAGGAUCAUGGCACUGGGGAAAAGCCAGAAGAAAUGACAUCCUCACAAAUUAAUGAUGGCAAUGAUAUUGGGAAUGGUAACAUAACACAUAAAAUGGGAAGUAGCUCUUUUGUAGAGUCCUGGGUUGGAGCUCUUGCAGUGUGUACAGGGAGUGAUCUUGCUGCAUCAGGAGCUGGUGAUGGAAUGGUGCGAUUGUGGGCUAUCGAGAACAGCAGUAAAAGCCUUAAAGUUGUGCAUGACAUUCCCUUGACUGGAUUUGUUAAUUCACUCGCAUUUGCACGGUCUGGACGAUUUCUUAUUGCUGGAGUUGGGCAGGAGCCUCGAUUAGGUAGAUGGGGUCGCAUUCAAGCUGCUCGUAAUGGUGUUGCUUUGUAUCCAAUUGAGCUUUCAUGCUGAGCCUGAGGAGAGAAUUGGAAUGAUCGGAUCAUAUCUUUGUUGCUUUGUCUCUCAGUGUGAUAUGCCUGGUAUGUUUGACAGUGUAUAGGAGAACCUGGUGCUUGUUUUGGGAAUUCCCUUUAUAGCAACACAUUCUCCUGAUUUGUCAAUGUUUUCUGCAUGUCUAAAGUUGGCUGCCAUAUUUCAAGUUUCAAGCACCAAGAUCGUUCUGAUGCCUAACAGUGGCUGACCAGAGUAUUGUAUUUGAGAAUUCAGUAUCAAAUGUAUUUUAUAAAGUUGGCUUGGCAUGAAACAUAGUGCUGAGAGAAUUUUCAAAAUUUGCCCUCUCAAUCUAUGCAUUCAUUUAAUUUUUGCUAAGUCAAUGUAAUUUUGUAGUUGAUAUGAAUUUAUUUUUUUAAUAGUUUAAUCUUUUUAAUACCCUUCGAGAAGAUGCCUUCUUCAGGCCAAUUUUGAGGAAUAGGAAUCUACAUCACAUGCUAUGCAAAUUUGCUAGAUUUCAUCAAAUUUUAGGCUGUUGUGACAUGGCUCUUGCAAAACAUUUUUACACGGAAGGCAAAUUUUAUGGCCUAUUAAUGCAAGUCAAUUGCCUUCACUACAGUUCCUAAUUCCCUAUUGUAAAACUGGGAUUAUUUGUGCGUGAUGUGAACUCAAUAUCUGUUUAGUAGAGUUGGAUUCUACUUGAGCAAUAUUUUGGCCAUUUCUCA
Cryptomeria japonica (Japanese cedar) is the source of this 2472-nucleotide messenger RNA. Its product is annotated as U3 snoRNP-associated protein-like EMB2271. The transcript has 7 exons. Gene Ontology annotation, molecular function: protein binding; snoRNA binding. NCBI's taxonomy places the organism in Eukaryota, Viridiplantae, Streptophyta, Pinopsida, Cupressales, Cupressaceae. The record is from RefSeq and is a predicted model, not a curated record. Gene Ontology annotation, cellular component: small-subunit processome. Bases 143 to 1768 code for a protein of 541 amino acids.